UGAUUGCGACGACCUUGACGCCUAUCACAAGACACAACCGCAACGCGGCGCAUGCUGUACCUUGUUUGCAUUUUUUUUGUUGUUGUGAAGAGUCUUUUGUUCGGUCGGUCACAUCGGUUCGGACAAGAAAACAGAGUAGUCGGUGUACCCGGUCGUAUACCUAUUAUCCGCGGUAUUUAGAUACAACGUACUUUCCGUGUUGAACUACAGUGAAAUGCGAACCUGGUCUGAAAAAUGCGCUAAUCCAAUACACGCCAUCCAAUUGGAGUGUUAUAUCGCAAGAUAGUUAUACCAAACCGUAGAGAUAGGGUGAAGUGAGCAGAUAAAAAAAAAAAAAAAACAACUGUUGUCGUUAAGAUUGCUGUGCGGUGUUAGAAGCAUUCAUAGCAAUCUUAUACGUACACACAUAAGUGGACGUAAGCUUUGGACUGAGCAUUACAUCGUUUAAAAUAGUAACAUGAGUGCGUUGCACAUGAAGACAACGCCGGUUCCGUACGACGUGCAAAAUUCUACAUUAUUUGGCCACGGAUGGUUUGACGCUUCCGACAUAAACAUGAUGCAGUCCGCUGUCACAAUGCUAUUUUCAGCUCAUUAUCAGCCAGUGAUUAUGUCUAUGAUAGGGUCUAUAAUCGUAGGCCUGAGUGGACUGUUUCCAUUGCUCAUAUUACCAGUCGAUGACACAAUAUCUUUAAAAACAGGAUCUGGAAGUAAGAAUUUACGUUUAUUAUUGAGCUUUUCUGUUGGUGGUAUGUUGGGCGAUGUAUUCCUACACGUUUUGCCUGAAGUCUGGAAAGAAGUCUCCUCUCAAGACAAACAUCACGAUUGGAGCCGUGACGGCUGGUGGGUUCUUACUGGUUUAUUAGUGUUUAUUAUUGUUGAAAAACUAUUUUCUCUUUCUGACAAUGAAGACAAUGCACUCACAACUCAUGACAUUGCUAAUACUCCAGCUGUCACAACUGUCAAUAAUAAUCAAAAAGAUCUCAUAAAGAUAGUGAAAAGCAAUGACUCGUUGUACAAAGGGCCACCUAAUAUACUAAUAAGUGGCUACUUAAAUUUAUUUGCCAAUUGCAUUGAUAAUUUCACACAUGGUUUGGCGUUGGGUGGAAGUUUUUUGAUAUCUCCACGCGUUGGAUUAUUUACUACUUUGGCAAUACUUGUUCAUGAAAUUCCACACGAAGUUGGCGAUUUUGCAAUCCUGUUGAAAUCCGGCUUUAAUCGGUGGCAAGCUGCAUGUGCUCAAGCGUACACGGCAUCAGCUGGUAUGUUAGGUGCCUUGACUGCCAUUUAUUGCAGUGGCGUAUCUGGUGAUGUUGAGGCAAAAACAUCAUGGAUUAUGCCAUUUACUGCUGGUGGCUUUUUACACAUAUCUUUAGUGACUGUACUGCCUGAACUUUUAACAGAAGAAAAUGUUAAAGAAUCAAUAAAACAAUUUACAUUAAUAUUAGUUGGCAUUUGUGUAAUGUUUGUUAUGUCUAGUCUGUUUGAGUGAUAACAACAACGACUCUUUGUCUUUUCACCUCUCCCACCAUAUGCCUCUUGAAAAAGACUAUAAAUGAUUACAUUGUAUAAUCACGUUAUAAAUUACCCAUUUAGAUGAUUUUAAGUUAUUAUUAUUAUUUUGUACUUGUAUUAAUCAUAAAGACUACACUAAAAAUGCCAGGAGGAAAAUAUAAGUAACGCUUUAGUUACCAAUUAAAAUUAAAAUUAUAUAAAGUAGACACUUCAUUUUCUUUUCUCCCUAAGCAUAGGUUUAUAAACAAAUUGAUUUUUUGGCUGUGUAUUUAAUUAAAUUGUUAUUUUUUAGUUUUUUUUGUCAAUUUUACAAAUUAUUUUUGUUACUUGAUAGAAUUGUAUUUUUUAUACUUAAGCCAUAAUACAAAUCAAUUUUUUAUCAUAUAAACUUUUGUUAAUGCAACUGUAUAACGAACUAAUUUUAUAUAUACUUAUAACAUGUUGUUUUGACCUAUUAUGUGUUAAGAAUAUCAAA
This is a messenger RNA of Adelges cooleyi (spruce gall adelgid), 1987 nucleotides long. It is a transcript of the gene Zip99C, whose product is annotated as zinc transporter ZIP13 homolog. The record is from RefSeq and is a predicted model, not a curated record. Gene Ontology annotation, biological process: intracellular zinc ion homeostasis; zinc ion transmembrane transport. Gene Ontology annotation, cellular component: membrane. The coding region runs from base 458 to 1489 and encodes 343 amino acids. Gene Ontology annotation, molecular function: zinc ion transmembrane transporter activity. The transcript has 7 exons. Lineage: Eukaryota; Metazoa; Arthropoda; Insecta; Hemiptera; Adelgidae.